AUGUCUCUUGCUCCAAGAUUUAUCGCAUCUCACACUCUCAAGCCUGUCUGCGCUUCCACUGCCAACGUCGUUGACCUAUACCUCGACUACUGUUGCCCGUUUUGCAAGAAACUAUUCUUCAACUGGUACGAGAAACUCAUCUCUCAGAUUGAUUCCGAGUUCGGUCCGGAGACCUUCCAGUUCCGAUUUUUACACGUGCCUCAAACCUGGCAUCCCACUUCCACUUUGAUGCACGAGGUGGCGCUCGCUGUUGCUCGCCUUGCUCCAGAGGAAUUUUUCUCGUUCUCGUAUGCCCUUUUCGAACAACAAUCGCGCUGGUUCGACGAGCCCACUUACGACAAGUCUCGCUCUCAGAUCUAUCGGGAGCUCGCCGACUUUGCCGAAGAAACCUCCGGAGUGUCCGCGUCGCGCAUUUUGGAGCUGGUCGCCAUCGACACCUCUUCAGGGGAGGCCAAGAACUUGGGGAACGCCGUAGGAAAGGACCUGAAGUACUUUACGCGGUUGCACCGUCAGAACGGCGUGCACAUGACUCCAUCGAUCGCCAUAAACGGCAUUCUCCAGCCCUCCAUUGAAAGCAGUACCCCCGCGGAGGAUGUUCUCCGCGUUUUGCGCAGCCAUCUCUAA
This is a messenger RNA of Lachancea fermentati, 624 nucleotides long. The record is from the annotation of a GenBank genome assembly. Lineage: Eukaryota; Fungi; Ascomycota; Saccharomycetes; Saccharomycetales; Saccharomycetaceae.